Molecule: messenger RNA, 5435 nt
Organism: Ornithorhynchus anatinus (platypus)
Lineage: Eukaryota; Metazoa; Chordata; Mammalia; Monotremata; Ornithorhynchidae
Gene: MAPK8IP3
Product: mitogen-activated protein kinase 8 interacting protein 3
Exons: 33
Coding region: 62-4096 (1344 amino acids)
Biological process (GO): vesicle-mediated transport
Cellular component (GO): cytoplasm
Molecular function (GO): MAP kinase scaffold activity; JUN kinase binding; signaling receptor complex adaptor activity
Source: RefSeq, a predicted model, not a curated record
GAGGCCGAGGCCGAGCAACGGAGCGGGCCGGGCCGCGCUGGCGGCGGCGGCGGCUUCGGCGAUGAUGGAGAUCCAGAUGGACGAGGGCGGCGGGGUGGUGGUGUACCAGGACGACUACUGCUCGGGCUCGGUGAUGUCGGAGCGGGUGUCGGGCCUGGCGGGCUCCAUCUACCGCGAGUUCGAGCGCCUCAUCGGCUGCUACGACGAGGAGGUGGUGAAGGAGCUGAUGCCGCUGGUCGUCAACGUGCUGGAGAACCUGGACUCGGUGCUCAGCGAGAACCAGGAGCACGAGGUGGAGCUGGAGCUGCUGCGCGAGGACAACGAGCAGCUCCUCACCCAGUACGAGCGGGAGAAGGCGCUGCGCAAGCAGGCCGAGGAGAAGUUCAUCGAGUUUGAAGAUGCCCUGGAGCAGGAGAAGAAGGACCUUCAGAUCCAGGUGGACCACCUCGACCUGCAGACCCGACAGCUGGAGCUCAAGGCCAAAAACUAUGCAGACCAGAUUUCCCGGCUGGAGGAGCGGGAGUCAGAGAUGAAGAAAGAGUACAACGCCCUGCAUCAGCGCCAUACAGAGAUGAUCCAGACCUACGUGGAGCACAUCGAGCGGUCCAAGAUGCAGCAGGGCGGAGGAAACAGCCAAUCGGAGGGCAGCCUGCCUGGGAGGAGUCCUCGCCAGCACUGGAGGAAAAGGAAGGAGCGCCCCACCUCUCUCAACGUGUUCCCCCUCGCCGACGGAAUGGUACGUGGACAGAUAGGGGGCAAGGUCAUCCCCACUGUGGACCACUGGCACCUGAGUGACCUCGGCCAGCUGCAGUCCAACUCCAGCUACAAGUGCCCUCAGGACGAGAUGUCUGAGUCUGGCCAGUCCUCGGCCCCCGCCACGCCCAGCACCACGGGCACCAAGUCCAACACGCCGACGUCCUCGGUGCCCUCCGCCGCCGUCACCCCCCUGAACGAGAGCCUGCAGCCCCUGGGCGACUUCGGUGUCGGAGGGAAGAACAGCAAACGGGCACGGGAGAAGCGCAACAGCCGCAACAUGGAAGUGCAGGUCACCCAGGAGAUGAGGAACGUCAGCAUCGGUAUGGGCAGCAGCGACGAGUGGUCGGACGUCCAAGACAUCAUAGAUUCGACGCCAGAGCUGGACGUGUGCCAGGAGCCCCGGCUGGAACGCACGGGAAAUAGCCCGACCCAGGGAAUCGUGAACAAGGCGUUCGGCAUCAACACCGACUCCCUGUACCACGAGCUGUCCACUGCGGGAUCCGAAGUCAUCGGGGAUGUGGAUGAAGGUGCAGACCUACUAGGGGAGUUCUCAGUGCGGGAUGAUUUUUUUGGAAUGGGCAAGGAAGUGGGGAACCUACUUCUGGAGAACUCACAGCUCCUGGAGACCAAAAACGCUUUGAACGUGGUGAAGAACGACCUGAUCGCCAAGGUGGACCAACUGUCCGGAGAGCAGGAAGUGCUGAAGGGAGAGCUGGAGGCCACGAAGCAGGCCAAGGCCAAGAUGGAGAGCAGGGUCAAGGAAUUAGAGGAGGAGCUGAAGAGAGUGAAGUCAGAGGCUAUCACUGCCCGAACAGACCCCAAAGAAGAGGUGGAGGAUGUAAGCAGCUAUCUCUGUACAGAAUUGGACAGCAUCCCCAUUGCCCAGCGCCGCCGCUUCACCCGCGUGGAGAUGGCCCGCGUGCUCAUGGAGCGGAACCAGUACAAGGAGCGGCUCAUGGAGCUCCAGGAAGCCGUGAGGUGGACAGAGAUGAUCAGGGCGUCCCGGGAGCACCCGUCUGUCCAGGAGAAGAAGAAAUCGACCAUCUGGCAGUUCUUCAGCCGCCUGUUCAGCUCCUCGUCCAGCCCGCCGCCCGCCAAGAGGGCCUACCCCUCGGUCAACAUCCACUACAAAUCUCCCACCACGGCUGGCUUCAGCCAGCGGCGCAGCCACACCAUGUGUCAGAUCUCCGCCGGCAGCCGCACGCUCGAGUUCUUCCCCGAGGACGACUGCACGUCGUCCGCCCGGCGGGAGCAGAAGCGGGAGCAGUACCGCCAGGUACGCGAGCACGUGCGCAACGACGACGGGCGGCUGCAGGCCUGUGGCUGGAGUCUGCCGGCCAAAUACAAGCAGCUGAGUCCCAGCGGGGGCCAGGAGGACACCCGCAUGAAGAACGUGCCUGUGCCCGUGUACUGCCGUCCCCUGGUUGAGAAGGACCCCACCAUGAAGCUGUGGUGUGCAGCCGGAGUGAACCUGAGCGGUUGGAAGCCAAGCGAAGAGGAUUCGGGUAAUGGGACCAAGCCAACUCCAGGCCGGGACCCCCUGACCUGUGACCGGGAGACGGAAGGAGAGAGCAAGAGUAACCACACCUCGCCAGAGAAGAGAAAGGGGAAGGAGCUCCAUGAGACGGACGCCACCUCCAGCCGCGUCUGGAUCCUCACCAGCACCUUGUCCACCAGCAAAGUGGUGAUCAUCGACGCCAACCAACCGGGAACGGUGGUGGACCAGUUCACGGUCUGCAACGCCCAUGUGCUCUGUAUCUCCAGCAUUCCCGCGGCCAGCGACGGCGACUACCCGCCGGGCGAGAUCUUCCUGGAGGGAGACGUGAAUCCGGAGGAGUCGGGGGCCGACGGGGUCCUGGCGGGGAUCACCCUGGUGGGCUGUGCCACCCGCUGCAACGUGCCGCGCAGCAACUGCUCCUCCCGCGGAGACACCCCCGUCCUCGACAAGGGGCAGGGAGAGGUGGCCGCUGUCAGCAACGGGAGGAUCAACCAGUGCCAGUCCACCGAGGAGGCCACCGAGGCCACCGAAGUCCCCGAGCCGGGCCCCAGUGAGAACGAGACGGCUGCGGCCCGGCCCGGCCCCCUCACCGAGCACGUCUUCACGGACCCGGCGCCCACGCCGGCGGCCACGGAGCCGGGCACCCGGCCGGUCAGUGAGAACGGGCAGCAGAAAGCCGAGGCCGGCACCGGCCCCCCGGAGCAGGAGGCCAACGGGGACCCGGCGGGGAUCGGCACCAGCGCCGCGCCCACCAUGUGGCUCGGGGCCCAGAACGGCUGGUUGUACGUUCACUCUGCCGUGGCCAACUGGAAGAGAUGCCUGCACUCCAUCAAGCUGAAGGACUCGGUGCUGAGCCUGGUGCACGUGAAGGGCCGCGUGCUGGUGGCCUUGGCAGAUGGGACCCUGGCCAUAUUCCACCGAGGGGAAGAUGGGCAGUGGGACCUCAGCAAUUACCACCUGAUGGACCUGGGCCACCCCCACCACUCCAUCCGCUGCAUGGCCGUGGUCUACGAUCGCGUCUGGUGCGGCUACAAGAACAAAGUCCACGUCAUCCAGCCCAAGACCAUGCAGAUCGAGAAGUCGUUCGACGCCCACCCGCGCCGGGAGAGCCAGGUGCGCCAGCUGGCGUGGAUCGGUGACGGCGUCUGGGUGUCCAUCCGGCUGGACUCCACGCUGCGCCUCUACCACGCUCACACGCACCAGCACCUGCAGGACGUGGACAUCGAGCCCUACGUCAGCAAGAUGUUGGGUACCGGCAAACUGGGCUUCUCCUUCGUACGCAUCACGGCCCUGCUGAUCGCUGGCAACCGUCUCUGGGUGGGCACUGGCAACGGCGUGGUCAUCUCCAUCCCCCUGACGGAGACUGUCGUCCUGCACCGAGGCCAGCUCCUGGGACUCCGGGCCAACAAGACGUCGCCUACGUCGGGCGAAGGGAGCCGGCCGGGGGGCAUCAUCCACGUGUACGGGGACGACAGCAGCAGCUUCAUCCCCUACUGCUCCAUGGCCCAGGCCCAGCUCUGCUUCCACGGCCACCGUGACGCCGUCAAGUUCUUCGUCUCCGUGCCCGGAAACGUCCUCGCCACCCUCAACGGGAGCGUCCUGGACAGCCCCUCGGAGACCCCCGGCUCGGCCGCCUCCGCCGCCGACACCGCCGAGGGCCAGAAGCUGAAGAACGCGCUGGUGCUCAGCGGCGGCGAGGGCUACAUCGACUUCAGGAUCGGUGACGGGGAAGACGACGAGACGGAGGAGGGCGGCGGGGAUGCGAGUCAGGCGAAGCCCGUGCUGUCCAAGGCCGAGCGGAGCCACAUCAUCGUGUGGCAGGUGUCCUACGUCCCCGAGUGAUGACCCCGCCCCUCCUCACCUUCCCCUCCCUCCUCCUCUUGCUGCUGCUGCUGCUGCCUGAAUGCCCAGCUGGCCACAUGUUGUACAUAUGAGCCCCCUUCCCUCCCACCCCCCGGGGGCGGGGACCGGCCCCCCUGCUUUCUCUCCCCUCCCCUCCCACUUACUCCCCCCCGGGGCCCUAGCCUUAAAACCCCCACCCGUGCACGAGCCCCCAGCCCAUCAGUUAGUCCUCCCCACUGUGCCAAUCAACUCGGUUGCCGGCGGUGCGUGGAGGCUUCUCCCCCGGGCCCUUUGCCAAGCUCCCCCCUGCCCCCCCCAAAUUCAGACUCAGUGGGGCCAGAUUCUGGCCGACUCCCCAAGCUGGGGAGAGGAAAGGAAGCUGGGGCCCGGAGCGGGGCGGGGAGAGAGGGACCUAAGUCCCAGCCCGGCCCGGGGUUGGGGGCCCACCGACGGGAUGGGCCAGGAGCCCCCAGGGCCGAGGGGGGUGCCGGGAAGGCAGAAUCCGGCCUCGGCUUGCUGCUCCGGGCUUGGGCCAGCCUGGGGAGGGGAGGGGAGGGCCUGUGCCCGGUCUGGAGUCCCUCCCCGCUCCCCCCCCCCUUAGAGUGGAAACAGCUGGAGCAGUCAGCCGGCCCUCCUGCACGACCCCCUCUCCCCUCUCCCCCCCCACCCCAUUACCAAGUGCCUCGGCUCAGCCUGGCUGGCUGCCGGCCUCGGGGGCGGCGCGGGGGGCAGGGGCGGUCCUGGAGGAACGAGGCCGGGAGGCAGCUAACCCAGACUCCAGGCCCGCUGACGGCGGCGGGGGCCGUGGCGGCCAGCUCCCUGCCUCCGCCCUACACGCGCUCGCCCGCCGCCCGCCCCGUGCCCCCGGAGCACCGGGCAGCAAUCCCCGGCCUCCGCUGCCCGCCCUGGGCCCGGCCGCUCCCCGUCCGUCUCCCCGCGUCCCCGGGCCGGCCGGCGGCGUCCACCAGUUCCGUCCCGCCUCCCCCCCAACCGUUUUCCCAUAAGAAGCACACGCCACACGGUCCUCCGCGAGCUCUCCGGUCCUCCCCGCCCCCUCGUGCCGCCGGGGCCGAAACGGAUCGCCUCGUCCCCCUUCCCCCCGCCGCCGUCGCUCCACUGUGAUGUAUGUAAAGUCCCUCGUCCGUCCCGGGAGGGUCUUCCCGUGCGUCCGUCAGGGCCCGGCCCCUGCCCGGUUCGCUGAGAGGGCUGCGGAGGUGAGGUGUGGAGGGCCGGCCGGAUGGAUACACCCCCCUCCCCUCCAUCCCUGUCCCCCCCCAGGCUUUGGCCCCGUGACAACCGUGUACCUGUUCUGUACGUAAUAAACGUGUUACCAUCCCGA